This is a messenger RNA of Babesia bigemina, 1860 nucleotides long. Its product is annotated as Plasmodium falciparum CPW-WPC domain containing protein, putative. NCBI's taxonomy places the organism in Eukaryota, Apicomplexa, Aconoidasida, Piroplasmida, Babesiidae. The transcript is spliced from 12 exons. The record is from RefSeq and is a predicted model, not a curated record. The coding region runs from base 1 to 1860 and encodes 619 amino acids.
AUGAGGUCGUGUGUGAAGCUGGGCGCCGCGUGGCUCCUAUGUAUUCAUAUUGCAGCCGCCGCGAGUUCUUCAGCCGCUGGCAGUGUCCUGUUUGACUCUGUGCUACGGGAAGCCAGGGCGCGCUACACUGAUGCUGGCACACGUUUAACCCAGGAAGAGCUCGCCAACACGGUGACCGAAUCCCUUAAGAAGGCGUCGCAGCUGCUGGGACUCAAUCUGCCCGUUGUCCGCGGCGACUGCGAAUUCGAUUUCUCCGCUUUUUGUCCUGAGGGAUGGGUGUCGUCCGGUGACGGCGUCCACUGUGAAGUGGCACAUGCUGAUUCCGCCGAUGCAGGAUGCUGCGGGAGCCAGUUAGACAUGCGGGAUAAGUCCCCCUUGGACAAGCUGAGCCUUUCGAAUAUGUGCAACUUAAAGUGGCCGUGUCGCACAUCCUCGGCUUACGUUUCGUUGGAUGAGGGUAUUUGCCCUCGGUUCUGGCACAGGGAAGGGGAGGAGUGCGUGGCGGACCACACUUACAUGGGCCCAUGCGAUACGCGUCUUAAUCUCGCGGGAAAGAGCCUUCAGGAGCGUGAAGAUAUUGCUAGGAAAUGCGGGCUCGCGUAUUCGCGCGCAACCGGGCUCCUGGAUGAGAGCAGCGACUGGUCUGCUGAUUGUCCACUGGGGUGGUCGCUGCAUGAGGAUGGUACAUGCGUCAAAAACGCCGACCAAACUGCUGGCAUGUGCGGAGGAGUGCUGAAAUUUGUGGAUAUUCGUGACAAGCGGGACAAGUCUCGGCGUUGCGGUUUAGUGCCUAUUAAAGGAGCUAAAGUUGAGUCGCAUUGUCCACUGGGCUGGCGAUACGACGCCGACAAUGAGCUGUGCCUGGCGCCUCCAAGUUACACGGGCCCCUGCCAGCUAAGGAUGGAUUUUCGAAACUACACCACGGAAGAGAAGGCUCUCUGGGCCCACGUCUGUGGUGGCAGUUUCCUGGAUGGUGGUGUGACGAAGGAGGAGCCCACUAAAAGCACGUCCAACGUGUCGUAUCGCAGCGGCGCCCUUGACCAUGAUUUAUCGGUAGUUCGCUUCAGCAAACCUGCGAAAGAUGUGCGGGUAAUUGAAAAACAGCUGGACGAUGGGUGGCGCCAGUUCGAUGGCGUCUGUGUUGCUGGGGAGACCUACAGCCGCAUUAUGCCAGGCUGCAGGACCAUCCACCAUUUGUCGGACGAGUACGAGGAACGCUGCCGUGUAUCACACCGCACUGACGACGUGCUGGAGGACUUUGUUCGCGCAUACUGCCCGUUGGGUUGGCGUAUACGCCGGGUGUACUACGGCGAUUUGGUGCGGCACAUAUGCGUGGCACCGUCGGCUUGGAGUGAACCCCAAAAGGUGGAAUGCGGCGGAACAACUGUGGACUUCUCCACUAGAUCACCUGGUUUCAAACGGAGGUGGGCGUUUGCCUGCGGGCAGCGAUUUCCCAAGUUUACCGACACUAAUGCUGCGCGGUGCGCUGAGAACUUCUAUUGGCGGUGCCCGGCGGAAUGGACGCACGACGGAGAGGACUGCGUGGCGCCAAAGCACUACGGUGGUCCCUGCCCUCCAAAAGUGCCCGUAUCGCAACUUGCCAGCCCCAGCAUGAAGGCCGCGUUUUCGCAGCGCUGCCAUGCUGCAUGGCCAUGUAUAGGCUACUGUGAGAAAGAUUACAGUGCGGAUUGCCCGGAUGGGUGGACACGAACCGAAGAAGGCUGCAAGCUGUCAUCCGACAGUGGUGGUGGCAGUUGUGGGAACCACAUCGUCGUGCCGAAGUCAGUGCGGUGGGGACCAGGUCCUAAGGAAGAGCUGGAAUAUGCGUGCGACGUUCAUUGGACCUGCAAAAAAGUUUGA